AUGACGUCGUCAGAUCACCACGUCGCCUUACUUGUAAUCGAUAUGCAGGAAGAGUUUCGAACAGCAGUUUCCUCCAUUAUUUCGAACGUGAACAAAACCAUUGAUCAUUGUCGCACACGGAAAAUACCAGUCAUUUUCUCGCAGCAUGGUCACCGCUAUCCGGAAGUAGAUGGAGGCCAGUUGAAAGAAUUGUGGGGGAUGGACGGCUUGAUUAAAUACGGUUCCAAGCGAUGGCAGUUGCUCGAGGAACUUCAUUUUAUCGAAGGAGACUAUCUGAUUUUGGAAAAACGUCGAUAUGAUACGUUUUAUGGUACUAUUUUGGACAAUCUACUGAAGAUGUUUCAGGUAACUAGCGAAAAUGCCGAAAAGAGCUACGACAAUUCAGGUUCCUGUUCGCUGUUUACCAAAACUUACUGUCCUAUGUAA
Soboliphyme baturini is the source of this 426-nucleotide messenger RNA. The record is from the annotation of a GenBank genome assembly. Lineage: Eukaryota; Metazoa; Nematoda; Enoplea; Dioctophymatida; Soboliphymatidae.